Messenger RNA from Letharia columbiana, 825 nucleotides. RefSeq lists its product as uncharacterized. Bases 1 to 825 code for a protein of 274 amino acids. The transcript has 5 exons. NCBI's taxonomy places the organism in Eukaryota, Fungi, Ascomycota, Lecanoromycetes, Lecanorales, Parmeliaceae. The record is from RefSeq and is a predicted model, not a curated record.
AUGGAUAAAGCAAAGGCAGCGGUCAGCGAUUUCAUGCAGAAAGCUGGUCACCAUGAUACCACAGUUCAUGAGAAGGUCGCCCCCGCCGUUGUGAACGAGCAAGUGAUUAAGCAGCGUCAUGAGGAGGCUCAGACUGCUAUUGACCGCGAGGUGCACCAAGACCAUUACCACACCUCUGUCCAGCCAGUCAAGGAUCGUGAGAUUCUCCCUGAACAACACCAUCACCGCAUGGCCGCUGUCGAGGAGCGUGAGCUCCAACACGGCGAUUCCAACGCCAUCAAGGCUCGUCUUGAAGAAGAGCGCAUGCAAUUCCAGAAUACCCGCACUGAAGCAGGUACCAAAGAGACCCACUCCGUUGCACCAGUCAUUGCCGGCGAGCACGUGCACCAUCAUGUUCAUGAGACCAUUCAGCCAGUUAUUCAAAAGGAGACUAUCCAGCCAUCGGUUGUCCACACCACUGUUCCCAUACACGAAGUCCAUCAGAACGAGGCCAAGCACCACGCCGCAUCUGCUCUGCCCGCCGUCAGUAUGGCUGACUUCAAGAAGCAAGGUGGAAGCUUGACUGGCCGUGAAGAGCGCUACGAUGGAUUCGAGGGUGAACCAAGAGCCGUUGGCGGUGCUCUGGGAGGAGGUUCGGCGACUACUGGUACAUCAAGCUACGAUAACACCGGCCUUGACAGCUCUCGUGGUACCAGCGGCUAUGAUAACACCGGCACUAGCGGAUACGACAACACCAACACGACCGGAAAGAAGCCAGGACUCAUGGACAAACUCAACCCCAUGAAAGACUCUGACGGAGACGGCAAGCGUGGUGUGGGCAACUAG